AUGGAGAACGCAAAUCGCGAAGAAAAUCCCCUCCCCACAGGCCUACUACGUGAGCCCCCUGAACCGGUGCCUCGCGACCGCCAGCAUCACCUUCAAGGGCCUAGGGCUACCGCAUACGGAACCCUUCCAGCCGCUAAUCAAAGAGGUGAGUGUCUUCUGCGCGAAACACUCGGUCUCCAUACCUGUGACAGCCGUUCGAGCAAGACGGCCAUCGCGCAGGAAUACCCGCUGUACCGGUUCGAAGAAGACUUCGCGGAGGAAGAUCCGCUGUACGACCCCGAGCUGCGCGAGUCGGACUCUGCGCGGGAUGUCCGGCUCCGCGAGCUCUUGCUCGAUGUGUUUGCGCAUGAUGCGAGUACGGUUGUGUCGUUGACGGCACAUUCGGGGGCGAUUACGAGUGUGUUGGCGGUGGUGGGGCAUCGGCGGUUUGCGCUGAUGACUGGGGCGGUUAUUCCUGUGCUGGUUAGGGCGGAGAGGGUGGAGGGUCCGACUCCCCCUGUACAGGUUGAACCGCCGACGAGGGCGCCUGUGUGUCCUGGGAGUCGCAUCUAG
Aspergillus bombycis is the source of this 552-nucleotide messenger RNA. Its product is annotated as phosphoglycerate mutase family protein. Lineage: Eukaryota; Fungi; Ascomycota; Eurotiomycetes; Eurotiales; Aspergillaceae. The record is from RefSeq and is a predicted model, not a curated record. The coding region runs from base 1 to 552 and encodes 183 amino acids. The transcript has 2 exons.